UUUUAAGAGUAAACGGAUAGAAACUUCAAGGAACAUGAGAGAUGAAGGACGAGGAAUGCUCAAAAUACAUCAUUUGGGCCAGUGUGACAACUUCCAUCGUAGCCUGUGGUAUUUUUUUUCUUAUGUGGCGAUGUGUCUCUCGCCGUAAGCGUAACAGGCGAGAAAGUGGGCCCUCUGUCUCCCAGCGAAACCAUUGUCAUGACUGUAUGCAACAUGACAAAUCUUACUGUGGUGAAUUUCCAAUAUCGCACAGGAGAAAUGAUAUACAUGUAGAACAGAGUGUUCAUUGCCGGAAUACUGCUGAUGAAAGGCCGCUUCCUUCACUUCGGACUUAUCAGUCUCCUGUUUUGUAUCCUAGUCCGGUACCAGCCGGCGUUUUGUCGACAGUAAGCGGGAAUGUCUCUCCGAUGCUUAACACUUCCUUUAGAGAGCCAGAAGAACAUUUAAACCAUGACAUUCAAAAUCAAACUUUAAAUGAUUUGGGCACGUCGUCUUCGUCUUGUUCGGUAAGUGGUGAAACGUCAAACCGCUUCACCAGACCUUUCUUUUACAGUAAUGACAUGUAUACCGUUUCAGAACGAAGCAAAAUGAAAACAGUGGGAGGAAAACUCAUUGUAUCGGUUGCCCAUAAUGUGACUUCGAGUGGAGAUUGCCUGAUGCUAGACGAUAUGGGUAUAUCCCUAUAUAUACCACCAAAUGCAAUUCCAAAUGGAGAAGAAACUCUCGUAUGUCUUGUUCUGAAUUGGGAUCUAGGUGAUAAUCCUUAUAUGACUGAAACAGAGUCUCUUGUGAGCCCGGUGGUAUUUGUAGGGCCACAUGGACUAAAACUGCGGAAGCCCUGUGAAUUACGUUUUCGACAUUGUGCUUACGAUCCACGUCAUAUCGUUGUCAUGCGCAGUGAAACUGACCUCUAUGGCGACAAAUCGUGGAUGGAAAUGUACAAUCAAGAAAAUCAAGAUGAUAAAUGUAGUCUCUCGUCCGAUGAAUGCAGAUUGAAAAUCAAUACUUUUACAUUGUACACAUGCAUUCUAAGGCCAUUGAGGAAUUUGAAAAUGGCAAAGUGGUUACAAAUUGCAGCUUUCUCUAACCCUCUGGAAAAGCGCAUCGACCAUCAUGAGGUAAGGGUUUACUUUCUAAAUAAAACUCCUUGUGCUUUGCAAUGGGCGAUUCAAAAUGAAGCUCAUUUUCAACACGAGCUUUUGUGUCCAGAGAAGGCUUUUCUGUUCUACGGUCAAGUAGAAGACAUCUUAGACGUCAGAGUGACAUUGAAAUAUUUGUCACCCGAAUGGGAAAGUAUAGAAAACGACGAAUACGAACGUGUUCCUUACCUUCAUAUCUGGCACGGACAGUGUCCACAUAUUAGUAUGUGUUUCAAAAAGAAAGCUCAAUAUUCAGUUCGUGAGCUGAAUUUUCACCUGAACAUAUAUCAGGAAACACUUGAAAAUGAGGGUGAAAAAAUCGUUGUGCAUGCAACAGAGGAAUCAAAAAGAAUUGUAGAUAAUACAUGUAUAAUCAAUAUUAACGCUAGUCAAAAACAUGAAAGUGUUCCAAUACCUAGCGUGGAGGUCAACAGAACUGAAGACAGGGUAAAUGUGUCUGUAAAUCCAAACCAGAGUUGUUCAGUGGCAUUUCUGGAAGAAGUGUGUAAAAGCAAUAAUUCUAGACAUUAUAUUUCAUAUGACCUCAGAAAUCAACUCAAAAUCAAACUUGAUCCCCUGACCCCCCUUGGAAAUGAUUGGCGCCAACUCGCAGAGUUCCUGGAGAUGACCCCGUGUAUUAACUACUUGAGCAGUAUUAAGUCCAGUCCCACCGAGGUGCUCCUGUGUGUAGCUGAGCAUCGCAAUAUUCCUCUUGCAGAACUUGCGGAUGCGUUGACCAAAAUGAAGAGAUAUGAUGCAGAGCGCAUUAUUCGGAAUUUCCUAUCUGAUCAAAACCAGCUCGAUUCAGAUCUCUAUGCCAGGGGUGGACAUCAACACGACGAACGAAAAGUGCAUCGACUGAACGAAUUUAGUUAUGAAAAUCUUUCAUAUAAAUAA
This is a messenger RNA of Saccostrea echinata, 2036 nucleotides long. Its product is annotated as UNC5C-like protein. Gene Ontology annotation, biological process: netrin-activated signaling pathway. The record is from RefSeq and is a predicted model, not a curated record. NCBI's taxonomy places the organism in Eukaryota, Metazoa, Mollusca, Bivalvia, Ostreida, Ostreidae. The transcript has 5 exons. Bases 42 to 2036 code for a protein of 664 amino acids. Gene Ontology annotation, cellular component: membrane. Gene Ontology annotation, molecular function: protein binding; netrin receptor activity.